AUGCCCCGGGGGCACCGUCUUCAUCUUGAGUUAGCAAAGCGCUUCAAAGAGCAGCAUAGAAAUGGGUGCUAUUCAAGAUGUGAUGGAGAUCAUUCCCGGAGUGAUUUUGAAAUUUGGAAUAUAGAAAAGUCGAAAAAGAGUCGGAGAGUCACUAAACUCAUCAGAAGAACAGUGAAAAGAUCAGCCACAACACAUUUUACAAUUUUGCUUGUCAACAUACACGAGGGAAUGGAGGAACUGGAUUCACAAGAGCAGAAAACUCAAUUUGGAAAAUGA
Cylicocyclus nassatus is the source of this 276-nucleotide messenger RNA. NCBI's taxonomy places the organism in Eukaryota, Metazoa, Nematoda, Chromadorea, Rhabditida, Strongylidae. The record is from the annotation of a GenBank genome assembly.